GUUGCCAUUACAUGGCCGAGCUAAUGCUAUCCGUUUGAGCCGUUAUAAGUCACUCAGCCUCCGAGCCGAACGCCGAGAGUUACGGAAAGCAGGGGUAACAGUAACCACUCUGGCUGGUGGAAUAAUUAACCCGAAAGCUCGACAUCUUACUCACCUUCAUCAACGACUGGAGUUAAAGUGCCGGAUAGAACUGCAAUAUGUAGGACAAGCAUCUAAAGAGAGGAAACUCCCACGGCGGAGUUACCGGUAUAUGAGACGAUCCCCCAGCAGCUUCCCCACAAAGCUACAAAACAGUCAGUUCUAACAAUAUUGGCUUGUACGGAACCGGUUGUAUAACUGCGAGAUAUCUCCGCCAUCGGCAUCUUUGGUCUCGCUAUAUAAAGGAGCACAUAUUCCUACUUCAGAGUGUCCUGUACUGUCAGAAACUCGCCAAUUUCGUUGACGCCCACCCAUCACGAUGCCUACAUUCUCACGCCUCGUCCGCUUCCUGGCCCGGGACGGCCGCACCUACUACGGUGACGCUAUCCUUCCACGCGGCGUCACCGAUGUCAGCAAGGCCCGCCAGGCCCGCGUCGUCCAGGGCGACAUCUUUGGGCAGCACAUUGUGACUGACCAGGUGGCCGACAUCCGCAUGCUUCUGGCACCCCUCGCCCCCGAGGACGUGCGGACGGUGCGCUGUCUGGGCCUGAACUACGCCGCCCAUGCAAAGGAGUCCAAGAUGCCCAUCCCGGAGUACCCCGUGGUCUUCUACAAACCCGCGACCUCGCUGACUGGCCCAACCGACCCAAUCCCGAUCCACCCGCUGGCCCAGCAGCACACGGGGCUGGACUACGAGUGCGAGCUCGUCGCCAUCAUCGGCAAGCCCUGCGCCGACGUGGCAGAGUCCGAGGCGCUCGACCACGUGCUGGGCUACGCGGUCGGCAACGACGUGUCGCACCGCGACUGGCAGCUCAAGCUGGGCGGCGGGCAGUGGAGCCUGGGUAAGGGGUUCGACGGGUGGGCGCCGUUCGGGCCAGGCAUCGUGAGCCGCGACCUGAUCCCCAAUCCCCAGCGUCUCGGCAUCCGGACGCGGGUCAAUGGCGAGACGGUGCAGGAGAGCACGACGGCGGAUAUGAUUUUUGGCGUGGCCAAGACGAUUGCGUUUCUGAGUCAGGGGACCACGCUGAUGCCGGGGGAUGUCAUCUUUACAGGGACGCCGCAAGGUGUUGGAAUGGGACGGAACCCGCAGGUGUGGUUGAAGGAUGGGGAUGUGGUCGAAGUUGAAUUGGACAGCGUCGGGACGUGCACGAAUAAGGUUGAGUACAGCCCGGUGAGGGAUGCCAAGCUCUGAGGAUGAAGGGUGAUAUCCUAGGACAGCGGCAGCCUGA
This is a messenger RNA of Parathielavia appendiculata, 1367 nucleotides long. RefSeq names its product Fumarylacetoacetase-like protein. The transcript has 5 exons. Lineage: Eukaryota; Fungi; Ascomycota; Sordariomycetes; Sordariales; Chaetomiaceae. Gene Ontology annotation, molecular function: acetylpyruvate hydrolase activity. The record is from RefSeq and is a predicted model, not a curated record. Bases 458 to 1330 code for a protein of 290 amino acids.